Molecule: messenger RNA, 1290 nt
Organism: Ipomoea nil (Japanese morning glory)
Lineage: Eukaryota; Viridiplantae; Streptophyta; Magnoliopsida; Solanales; Convolvulaceae
Exons: 2
Coding region: 1-1290 (429 amino acids)
Source: RefSeq, a predicted model, not a curated record
AUGUCGACCUCAGGCUCCGAAAGAACACUUACGGCCACCACCAUUCCUACGCCGGCAACCCCAACCUCCCUCAAUUCCGCCCAUCAUUUUGUUAGUCUCAAACUCAACUCACGCAACUACCUUUUUUGGAGGACUCAGAUCGUGCCUUUUCUUCGCGGCCAAGGCCUGAUUGGAUAUGUGGAUGGCGACAUCCCCUGCCCAGCACCGAUCAUCCAACCAUCUCCCGGCAGCGACGAAGCUGCAUCCUCCGCAAUCAAUCCGGCAUACGGAGCCUGGGUCCAACAGGACCAAGCUAUUCUGUCUUUAUUAAUCUCCUCCCUAUCGGAGGAAGUAAUGUAUUUAGCUGUUGGACAGACGACUUCACGAGGGGUAUGGCUCGCCGUCGAAACUGCUCUUGGGUCGUCCACACGCGUAAGAUGCCUCAAUUUGUUGGGGCAGUUUCAAUCUCUGCGUCAAGGCGAUCUAUCACCAUCAGAAUAUCUCGGCCAAGCACAGCUGUUGGUAGAGAAUCUUGCUCUUGCCGGCCGGCCAAUGUCGCUAGAAGAGCAAAAUCUGUAUGUUUUCAGAGGAUUGCGCCCGGAGUUCCGAGCAAUGGCCGCCACCCUCGCCGUUUCAGGUAAUGCGGUUUCAAUUCCUCAGUUGGCUGAUUAUCUUCAAGCACAACAAUUCAUCCAUUCGGAUGAAUUUCCUACUGGGAUGGCGACACUGCCGACUGGAUCACCGUCGGCUAUGUACGCUGGUAGGAGUCGCGGACAGUCCGGACAUGGGGGUGGCCGAAACUCUCGCGGCGAGCAAAACAGGGGUGGAAAUCGUGGAGGACAGAACCGCGGAGGGCGUGGCCGAGGAGGGCUGCGCUGCCAGAUUUGCCAGAAGAAUGGUCACUCAGCUUUGCACUGCUUCCGCCGGUACUCCGAUGCUCCACCGCCGCCGCCACAAGCCAAUGUGGCUGUUACUGCUGAUUCCGCGACAGAGGUGGCUCCGUGGUAUCCGGAUACCGGGGCCACGUCCCAUGCGACGCCGGAUGCCGGGAUGAUGAGUCAAUUCGAGGAGUACACCGGCUCGGACGUCCUACGCGUGGGUAAUGGCACAGGUCUAGGUAUUGCCCGUGUUGGUCAUGCUAUCAUUCCAUCUCCCGGGCGUCCUCUCAAGUGUGGCAUCGCCGACUUGGCCAUCCUCAUAAUCAGGCUCUUCAGCGUGUUCUGCAUAAUUGCCCAGUUUCUACAAAUAAAUCGAGUGACUCGUCCAUUUGCUCGUCCUGUCAGCUUGGAAAAGCCUCGCGUUUUCCUUUAG